Molecule: messenger RNA, 1435 nt
Organism: Bombus huntii
Lineage: Eukaryota; Metazoa; Arthropoda; Insecta; Hymenoptera; Apidae
Product: omega-amidase NIT2-A-like
Exons: 4
Coding region: 96-482 (128 amino acids)
Biological process (GO): L-glutamine metabolic process; oxaloacetate metabolic process
Cellular component (GO): mitochondrion
Molecular function (GO): omega-amidase activity
Source: RefSeq, a predicted model, not a curated record
UUCCAAAAUACGCCGAGAGUAUUCCUGAUGGUGAAACGAGCGUUGCUUCAUCGAACGCAGCUAAAGAAAACAACAUCUAUGUAGUUGGUGGUACGAUGCCUGAAAUAGGGGGCGAUAAAUUGUACAAUACCUGUACUAUUUGGGGUCCCGAUGGAACUUUGAUAGCAAAACACCGAAAGGUACAUCUAUUCGACAUCGACAUUCCUAAUAAGAUUACUUUUCGAGAGAGUGAUUCACUCAGUCCUGGUAACUCCCUAACGACGUUCGAUGUGAAGGGCUGCAAAAUAGGUAUUGGCAUUUGCUAUGAUAUUAGAUUCGAGGAAAUGGCACGCAUUUAUCGGAACAAAGGUUGCCAAAUGCUGAUAUAUCCAGCGGCAUUCAAUAUGACCACUGGACCACUGCACUGGUCAUUACUUCAGCGUUUCAGAGCGAAUGAUAAUCAAUUAUACGUUGCCUGCAUAUCACCGGCUCGUGUUCCUUAAGCAAGUUACGUCGCAUGGGGACAUACACAGUUGACCAAUCCCUGGGGAAAGAUUCUUUACGAUUUGGAAACUCAAGAGAAUAUGGCAGUCACCGAUAUCGAUCUAAAAGUUGUUGAGGAAGUAAGGGCUCAGAUACCUACAUUUUCUCAGAGACGUACAGAUUUGUACGACACUGUCUGUAAGAAGGAGUAACUCUACACUAAAACAGAAAAUGUUUUUUUAUAAUAUUUCUACUACGAUAUCCUUUUUUUGUGAAUUAUUACUAAUUUCUUAUCAUUUGUACUAAAUGAAUGACUCAAUUAAGAAAACCAAAACGUUAUAAAUAAUAAUCUGUAUAUCUUGUGUAUCAACAUGUAAUUGGAUAUUAUAAUAAUAUAGGAUAAUAAUAUAGGAGAAUAAUAAUAUAGAAAAUAAUACAUGCUUUUAAACACCUUUAAUAUCGAUCACAUAAAUUGUAAUAAUUCACAAUGAUCACGCAUACAUAAAAGACCCUUUGAUAGUAAAAUUUACGAUCAAAACGCAAUUACGUAUCGUUUAACAACAUUUAAUUUAUAACACCUUUUAAACAUUUAGACAGAUUAACACAUAACACUUCUUAUAUAUAAACAUCAAUUCGAAGUUAUCAGCUUGGAGAAAUUGGUCGAUUAAUACCUGUAGAUUGUCUGUCUCGAUGAAAGCCUUAAAGAGAGCAAAAACAUGAUAAUGCCGCUAAUAUAAUAUUCCUUCUUUCUUGUAUCUGUCUGCCUCUCAGGUCGUUUUACUAAUUACAAUAAGUAAUUUCGACUUCUUUGCGCUCUCUUUUAACGCAUUCGAGACCGAAAGAAAUUCAUAUCAGUCAGUAGGCAAGGGUAUAAUAUACAUAUUUUAUAUAUAACUUAUGUAGUAAUGUAUAGAUCAUGUUAAUUUCAUAUUUUUUUCAAUAUAGAAUUAUUAUAUAUAUAUAUAUAUAUAUA